Talaromyces marneffei is the source of this 1140-nucleotide messenger RNA. RefSeq lists its product as uncharacterized. Bases 1 to 1140 code for a protein of 379 amino acids. The record is from RefSeq and is a predicted model, not a curated record. The transcript is spliced from 5 exons. NCBI's taxonomy places the organism in Eukaryota, Fungi, Ascomycota, Eurotiomycetes, Eurotiales, Trichocomaceae.
AUGCAAUCAUUUCCUCCGCCACCCUCAGCGCAGGGCCAGCAUUUCCCCCCACCUCCAAGAUCUGCAACCUUCCCUCCUCCACCAUUAGCCUCCCCGGGAUUCCCACCACAACCAUCUCCAGGCUUCCCACCUCCAAACUACAACUACCCACCUCCUCCCGCCCAACAUGUACAACAACCACAACCAGUACCACAGCCACAAAAUGCGCAAUCGCAUUUCCCACCACCACCCGGCAGCCGGCCAUCAACUACAAGUCCUCCACCUCGCUUCGAUGCCGGCAACAACAACAACAGCGUAGCAGCCCACCAAGCGGCCAUGCUUGCCGCUGCCCAAGAAGCGAAAUUACCGCUUUCGCCGCCGCCAAUGUCUCCUCCGCCAACGGGCAGGCCUCGUAUGGAGCAGAUGCCUGGUGGUGCGCCGGCCGUGGGCCAGUUUAGGGGCGCGCAGGCCACGUCUGCGGAUGAUGUGGGCACGUUUAAUGGUGGGAGUUAUAGAAUUAGCCACCGGAGUGUGAACUCAAUUGUGACGUUUCAACUUGCGAUGGGUGCACCGUUGGAGGCGAGGCCAGGUGUCAUGAUUGCAAUGUCGCCCACCGUCACACUCAAGGGAAGUUUUCAUUUCUCUAUGAAAAAGCUUCUUAUCGGAGGUGAAAUGGCACACUCGACCUAUACCGGCCCCGGAGAGGUUCUGCUUGCGCCAUCUGUCCUCGGUGACAUCACAAUUCUGAGAUUAACAGAUGAUGGAGAGACAUGGAAAGUUGGUCGAGAUGCGUAUUUGGCUAAUACGACAUCCGUUAAGAAGAAAUAUAAGGCGCAGAAUCUUUCCAAGACUCUGUUCUCCGGUGAAGGCUGGUUUGUCUACAAUAUAACAGGUCCUGGGCUGGUUUGGAUGCAAAGUUUUGGUGCUGUGAUAAGGAAAGAUCUCGUUGAAGGCGAGAGCUACUUCGUGGAUAAUGGUCACUUGGUUGCAUGGAAUUGUGAGUAUGGUAUUGAGCGAGUUGCUUCGGGUGGUGUAAUCUCAAGUUUGAGCUCUGGUGAAGGCUUGGCUUGCCGAUUCAAGGGACCAGGAACUGUCUAUUUACAGACAAGGAACCUGAAUGCUUUUGCUAUGCAAAUUGGUGCAAGUACUGCAAGCGGUUGA